GGACAAGCAGAGGUUUGGAGCGAAAGGCAUCUUGGGAAACGGAGUCCGUUGCGCGUUUUCUAAAUUCGAUCAACUCGCAUUCUGUUUCCCGCUGUCCUUUAGGAGAGCCUAGCACGAUGUUAGAACUUCCCAGUUGUCGUUUAAACGAAGGCACCCUAGUUUUGUAAUUUGCCGCAUUCUUUCCCCCUUUGUUUCGGUUUUAUGUACUGGCGGCCACCACGUUCCCUCCCCCUUACGUCCAAUAAAGACCAAGACGGAGUUGAGAAGCAAACAGCAACGCGAGUGGCACCGAACCCAGGGUGGCUGACCAAGCGUGCGAAGCUUCCUUUCGAAAAGGUGUGGGAGGAGAAAGGAGCCAUCAUGUCGAAGGGUGAGUCGGAGGAGCUGAUUGAGAUUGAAAUUGAUGGCCAAGAGAAGCAGGACUGUCUAGAGGAAGGAAUUGUGGAGCAGACCAUUACUGCAGCCGAGUUCGUCACCCAGGCCAUCGACAUCAAUGAGCCAAUUGGCAACUUGAAAAAGCUGCUGGAGCCUCGCCUUCAGUGCUCAUUGGAAGGUCAUGAGAUCUGUUUACAGGACAUUCAGCUGGAUCCCGACCACAGCCUUUUUGACCAGGGUGUGAAGACUGAUGGGACGGUUCAGCUGAGUGUGCAGGUUAUCUCCAGACAAGGUGUAGAGCCCAAGCUGAACAUUCUGGAGAUUGUGAAACCAGUCGAGACAGUGGAAGUAGUGAUCGACCCCGAUGCUCAUUCAGGGGUGGCGGAGGAAGCGCAUCUUGUAGAGGAAGGGCAAGUCAUAACUCUGGAUGGCACAAAGCAUUUGGCAGGGAGCAUUAUUGCAGAUGAGACAUCGGAACAAGUGACACGCUGGGCUGCUGCUCUGGAGGGUUACCGCAAGGAGCAGGUCCGCUUGGGAAUUCCCUAUGAUCCAGUGCAAUGGACAGCAGAUCAGGUGAUUCACUGGGCAGUGUGGGUGAUAAAAGAGUUCAACAUGGUGGAGGUGGAUGUCGGUCGGAUUCACAUCCCAGGUAGAGAACUGUGCAGCUUCACCCAGGAUGAGUUUCUGCAGCGUGUUCCUCAUGGCGAGAUCCUGUGGAGUCACCUGGAGCUUCUGCGUAAAUAUGUCCUGGCAAGUCAGGAUCAAACCGGACAGAUAGCGACAGUCACCAUUGAUCAGCCUGUUCAGAUCAUACCAGCUACCAUCCAGCAGACGGCACCCACAACAAUCAAAGUGCUGAACAACAGUGUGAAGCAGAACAAGGUGCAGCGAGCGCCCCGCAUUUCAGGCAGCGAGGACCGGAGUUCUCCAGGAAACAGGACUGGUAAUAAUGGACAAAUCCAGCUUUGGCAGUUUUUGCUGGAGCUGCUAACAGACAAAGACUCCAGGGACUGUAUCUCAUGGGUGGGAGAUGAUGGCGAGUUCAAGCUAAACCAGCCUGAGCUCGUGGCACACAAAUGGGGCCAGCGGAAGAACAAGCCAACCAUGAACUAUGAAAAGCUGAGCCGAGCACUCAGGUAUUACUACGAUGGCGAUAUGAUCUGUAAAGUCCAAGGCAAACGUUUUGUCUACAAGUUUGUGUGCGACCUGAAGACCCUCAUCGGCUACAGCGCAGCGGAGCUCAAUCACCUGGUGACGGAGUGCGAGCAGAAGAAGCUGGCGCGCAUGCAGCUGCACAGCCUGGGCCAGCCAAUGACGACUGUAACUCUGGCCGCUGCCUCCCUGCAGGGCGAUAAGGACAGCAGCUGAGGAGAAGGGGGGCGCACUGCAGGGCAAGUCGGGGUCAGGGUUAGCCGUAUAGAGGGCAGAAGGUGUGAAGGAGAGGCCUCAUUCCUGCACUGCUGAAGCCCAUUCCCAUUUGGAGAGAUGUUAAAGCCACUCGAUGCACUACCAGAGGCAGCAACCAAACCCAGAAUUCUCUCCCUGAUAAUGUUACAUGCGUGUGCUUUCUCUCUACUUCUCUUGGACACCACUCUUCCUCCUCCUCCUCCUUUUUUUGAUGUAGGCAUGUUCUGUAAUGCUGAAAAAAAAGCCUUAAACCAAAAAAAAAAAAAAAGAAAACUCUGCACUCUUCUUAUCCGACUCUGGAAGUCUCCUGAAGUAAGAGUUGUGCUGGACUGGCCUGAUGGGGGCGCCUUGGAGUAACGUCCUUGUGCUCAUGUGUGUUUCUGGUCAGCUGCUGGCCAUGUAGCAAUAUAUAGAACUGUCAAGCUGCUGGCCUCCACUUGUUGGCCCAAAUGUAGGUAGGACAUUUACUAACAUGGACGUCAUCAGUGAAAAGCUGGGGCGCUAGGACAGUUGCUGGUCAGGACGUGGUAGACUAACCUGUGCCGGCUGACCGCUCUCGAGUAGGAUAUUACUACUGCUUGUGACCUGUCCUUGAAGACCAGGAGAUGAAAUAUACUAGUUGACCACAAUUUGGUGCCCAUGACAGAUUGAGCAGUGGUGGAACUCAUUAGCUCUAGUGCCUGACCACCAGUAAUGUUAAAUCAGUAUUGACAGGUUGCUUGGUUCUGGUCUCCCACCUAUGGUCAGAGUGUCCAUUUCUGUACAUGCAACGUUCUGUUAGAAAUUUCCCACAGAUGCCAGCUGCACAUGUUGCUGCUUGGUUGAAGUUUUCAAAUUGUUUAUAUAUAUUAAAAAAAAAAAAAAUCUUUAACCUGGUGGCAGCUGCAGAAGUCUGGAUUGCUGUGACAUGACUUGCUGAGAGAUCUGACAAGCUUGCAGGAAGUCAUGGGACACCAAGUAGCAUUGUUAAUACCAGCAGGGAAGGUCACACACGGGCUCUGUAAUGCUUUUGGACAAGAAAAAAAAAAAGUUCCUUGUCUAUUAGGUGGAGUGAGUGUGCGUGUGUGUGUGUGUGUGUGUGUUAGUGGACAGCAGCUGCUACUCUCCAGGAGCCGCUAAUGAACUCGGACACCAAGUCCUGCCAUGUGUGCAGUGACCCACAACUGCUGGCUUUUCCUUCUUGCUGUGUCCUUCACUUGGGACGGUGCUCUCUCUCUCUCUCUCUCUUUUAGGCCCCUCCCCUUCUGACAGUCUGUCUCUCUUCCUUUUAGGCUCCUCCCCUUCUGACAGUCUGUCUCUCUUCCUUUUAGGCUCCCCCCCUUCUGACAGUCUCUCUCUCUCUCUCUCUCUCUCUUCGUUAUUUUUAUUUUUUUCCACACUUGACAUUUCCUUUGUAUAUAAUUCAGUUUUAAUACUUUUUUUUUUUUUUCUUCUUCAUGUAUUCACAUUAGUUUGCGCUUUUUAUACCGUUAUAAGAAUGUUUGCUUUUGAUUUCCUUGUGUCGAAAUCGGACAUUUAAUCAUGAUAUAAAAAGAUUAUAAUAAAAUAAACAUUUUGCAUUUGCACAUGUUGA
Erpetoichthys calabaricus (reedfish) is the source of this 3355-nucleotide messenger RNA. RefSeq names its product GA binding protein transcription factor subunit alpha (gene gabpa). The transcript has 10 exons. Gene Ontology annotation, molecular function: sequence-specific DNA binding; DNA-binding transcription factor activity, RNA polymerase II-specific. Bases 202 to 1743 code for a protein of 513 amino acids. Gene Ontology annotation, cellular component: nucleus. Lineage: Eukaryota; Metazoa; Chordata; Cladistia; Polypteriformes; Polypteridae. The record is from RefSeq and is a predicted model, not a curated record. Gene Ontology annotation, biological process: cell differentiation; regulation of transcription by RNA polymerase II.